UUAAACUGAACCACAGGGAAGGAAACAUCAGUCUCUGUGAGAAAUAAGACUUAUACAUACAGAUAAAACUCUAUCUUUUCACAACUAACAUUUUGGAUUCACGCUGGUGUAUUGGGCACGCGUCACCAUGGACAGCGCUUUUGACAACCUGGAUGCUACAAGCUUCCUACACAUAUGGCAACAUUUCGAUGUUGACAAUAAUAGUUAUAUUGAACGAAAGGAGCUGGACGACUUUUUCAGACACAUGAUGAAAAAACUUGGGAUUAGUGAUGAAAUAACGGAUGACAAAGUUGGAAGAAUGAAAGAAAGGUUCAUGUCAGCGUAUGACACCACAGCUGAUGGUCGCCUGCAAAUCCAAGAGUUGGCCACCAUGAUGCUACCGGAGGAGGAGAACUUCCUACUACUGUUCCACAGAGAGACGCCAUUGGACAACAGUGUGGAGUUCAUGAGGAUCUGGAGAAACUAUGACACUCACAGCAGUGGAUACAUAUCAGCUAUAGAACUCAAGGGUUUCCUGCAGGACCUGUUCCUCCAGCACAAAAAGACCAUAUCCCCCAACAAACUGGAGGAGUACACCAACACCAUGAUGGAGAUGUUUGACAAAAACAACGAUGGCAGGCUGGAUUUGAAUGACCUAGCCAGAAUCUUGGCUCUAAAAGAGAACUUCUUGCUGAAGUUUGACAUGAAUGCGUGCAGUCAAGAGGACCGGAAGAGGGACUUUGAGAAGAUAUUUGCUCACUAUGAUGUGAGUAAGACGGGUGCUUUGGAGGGUCCGGAGGUGGACGGCUUUGUCAAAGACAUGAUGGAACUGGUCAAACCUAUCAUUAGUGGAACAGACCUGGACAAGUUCCGCAAGCUGCUCCUGGGUCACUGUGACAUGAACGGUGAUGGAAAGAUCCAGAAGAAUGAACUGUGCCUCUGCCUGAAAUACUCCAGUUAAUAGUCCUCCACGGGAAGAAUGACACAUUUUCAUUGCCCUAGUUAGCACCACAGGCUAACCGCUAACACACUGAUAGCAUGUCGCAAUGCCAUAGCUAAUGCCUUUUGGACAACCCAAGAGCAUUGCAUGAUGGUUGGUUGAAAGGAAGUUGUUGCAUAGAGUAGACCCAUUGGGGAAUUGGUUUUGUGAUCCUUCAUUCUGUUUGACUGUAU
Molecule: messenger RNA, 1152 nt
Organism: Oncorhynchus masou masou (cherry salmon)
Lineage: Eukaryota; Metazoa; Chordata; Actinopteri; Salmoniformes; Salmonidae
Product: secretagogin-like
Exons: 11
Coding region: 128-940 (270 amino acids)
Biological process (GO): regulation of presynaptic cytosolic calcium ion concentration; regulation of long-term synaptic potentiation
Cellular component (GO): cytosol; terminal bouton; synapse
Molecular function (GO): calcium ion binding
Source: RefSeq, a predicted model, not a curated record